This is a messenger RNA of Chrysoperla carnea, 2094 nucleotides long. Its product is annotated as protein spaetzle 3-like. Gene Ontology annotation, cellular component: extracellular region. Gene Ontology annotation, biological process: innate immune response; regulation of Toll signaling pathway; central nervous system formation. The record is from RefSeq and is a predicted model, not a curated record. The transcript is spliced from 4 exons. Gene Ontology annotation, molecular function: Toll binding; growth factor activity. The coding region runs from base 150 to 1697 and encodes 515 amino acids. NCBI's taxonomy places the organism in Eukaryota, Metazoa, Arthropoda, Insecta, Neuroptera, Chrysopidae.
CAAUUUUAUUCGUCCAUCUUAUCGAUAAAAAUGUGAAUAAACAUGAAAUUAAGUGAUAGAAAUUAAUUCUAAGUGAUACUAAAAACAAAGAUAGUCCUUUUUUGUGCCAAAAAACAAAAACAAUAACAAUAACUACAAACAAACAAAAAAUGGCUUUAUUAAAUUAUAGUUUACCGCCAUUUGCAUCAAACAUACCAUCAACGCCAUCUAUCCCACAAUAUAAUAACUACCAUCAACAGCCAUCACAACUGUCACAUCCAAAUCAACCGCCCAUUUUGUAUCCACAAAUCCCAGUGCCAAAUUUAGGUUUACCAUCACCGCCAUCAGCGUUAAACAGUCGAACAAAUAAUCCAUAUAAUGCGUAUAUGCAACAGUAUCAACAGAGGACAGAGAAAAUUGAGAAACAAUACCAACAAAAUGGUGGCAUUCAACAGCAACAACAAUUACCAUUGCCAUCACAGCAACAACAGAGGCAGAAUAAACCACAAUCUGAGUUAUUACCCCCACCAAUACCCCCACUACAACAACAACAACCACGAGCUCAACAACCGGUACAAUUGUUAACAGAGAAAGAAUUACAAGAGCGACAACAAUCCGCAUAUCCCAAUAGACCGAUUGAAUAUAAACGUAUUGAUCCAGAUUCACAGAAAACAUCGAUACAUCCGAUUAUCGAUUACGAUGAAUAUGAAUAUUACGAUGAUGAUACUGGUCAGCCUGUACCGGCACCUCCCAAGCCACCGGCACCACCGAUACCACCUCCGUUACAUGUUGCACCCAUACAAGGACCGAUUUUCCUGAAGAAUGGUACUGUACCAGUUGUGCCAUUGUAUUCGUAUCCGAUAUUAAAUAAUGGUACAUUUGUACAAAUUCCUAUUUUUUGGACAGCAUUAUCGAUUGCCUUAGGAUGGGAAUUACGUGGUGAAAUUAUUCGUGGAGUUCCUUGCAUAAAACGAUAUCAUCAAUUAUUUUGUCCGACUGCUGGAAAUAGUUACCCAAUAGAUCGUAUAGAAUUAUUUAUAGAUGAAAAUAAAGCAUUAAUGAAACGUAUGUAUGGGGAUUUUACAAUGAGUCCAGAUACAAAUCCCGCAUCAAAAUCACCACCGUCAUCACAAUCAUCCCGUAAAAAUAAACGAUCAACCCGUAGCGUAAUCAAUACAAAACAUCGACAACAUGGAAGCAUGGAACAUUUAAAUAACAACACAAUGCCAUUAUGGGCCAUUGAUUUAUACAGUGACCCAAUACCGGAUCCAGUCACGUUCGAUCAAAAACGUAACGACACAAAUAGUCAACAACAAGGUACAAAUUCAUAUUUUGCAAAGUUGCGUAAAGCACGUCAAUCAUCACCGUCAUCGUCGUCACGACCGCCACAAUCAGCCAUACCAAAUUUUAGUCAAAAUCAAUCGAAAAGUAAUCGUGUGGAUGCAUGCGAAAGUAAAAUUGAAAUUGUUACACCAUAUUGGGCAUCGAAUUCAGCGGGUAAAAUACGUGCUAUUGUGAAUACACAAAAUUUUGAACAAGCCAUACAUCAAGAAGUUUGCAAGAACAUGAAAACAGCACGAUGCAAAGACGAUUGUGAAUGUGAGCAAAAAUAUAAAUGGCAUCGAUUACUUGCAUACGAUCCAGAUAACGAUUGCAAAGGUAUUUUUAUGGAUUGGUUUUUAUUCCCAUCAUGUUGUGUAUGUCGAUGUAAUCCAUAAUAGACGUUGCUGAUAUUCGAUACAAUAUCAUUUCGAUUCAUAUACUUCGAUGAUAAAAACAUAUUAGUCAAGAAAAUAACAGUGCAAAAAUUGCGUUCGAAAGCCUUAAGAGUAUGAAACAAAAUCAAUUUACUUCUACAAUACAUAGUCAUUUUAUUCGCUAUGAUGUCUAGAACAAGGUUGGAAAUUUAAAAUUUUUAUCACGUCCAAAACGAAAAGUAAACAGGCUACAAAUAGCUCGUUUUGUAGUUAACCAAUCAAAAAAUAACUUAAACAAAAGUUGUUUAGUAAAAAUAACUUAAACAAGAGUUUGAUAGAGAGCAUCAUGUUCCGACAUCAGAUUGUACCUAGUUCUUCGGGUUUCUUUAAUAGCAAAUUUAGAUUCUAAACGGUAUGA